UUUGAGAGUACAUUUAGAAUUUGUAGACUUUUGCUCAAUUGUACUGUUUUCCAACUCCAGUCUGUCAGGGUGUCUGAUCACAGAGAAAGGCUGCGCUUCUCUGGCCUCUACUCUGAGCUCCAACCCCUCCCACCUUAGAGAGCUGGACCUGAGUAACAACAACCUAAGGAUUUCAGGAGUGAAUCUUCUGUCUGCUGGAUUCCAUAGUCAACACUGGAAACUGGAAACUCUUAGUCUGUCAGGGUGUCUGAUCACAGAGGAAGGCUGCGCUUCUCUUGGCUCAGCUUUGAGCUCUAACCCCUCCCACCUUAGAGAGCUGGACCUGAGUAACAACAACCUGCAGGAUUCAGGAAUGAAUCUGCUGUCUGCUGGAUUCAAAAGUCAACACUGGAAACUGGAAACUCUCAGAUUGUCAGGGUGUCUGAUCACCGAGGAAGGCUGCGCUUCUCUGGCCUCAGCUCUGAGCUCCAGCCCCUCCCACCUUAGAGAGCUGGACCUGAGCUACAACCAUCCAGGAGACUCAGGUGUCGAACAGCUCUCUGCUCGACAGAAGGAUCCAGACAGCAGACUGGAUACACUGAGGGUGGACCAUGGUGGAGAGCAGAGGUUAAAACCUGGACUGAAGAAGUAUGUCUGUGAACUCACUCUGGACUCAAACACAGCAUACAGAGACCUCAGACUGUCUGAAGACAACAGGGAGGUGACACGUGUGAGAGAGGAUCAGUCAUAUCCUGAUCAUCCAGACAGAUUUGACUCCUGGACUCAGCUGCUGUGUAGAGAUGGUCUGACUGGUCGCUGUUACUGGGAGGUCGAGUGUAGAGGAUGGGUUUAUAUAUCAGUGAGUUACAGAGGAAUCAGAAGGAAAGGAGACAAGGCUGAUUUGAAGAACUACCUGUGA
Molecule: messenger RNA, 898 nt
Organism: Notolabrus celidotus (New Zealand spotty)
Lineage: Eukaryota; Metazoa; Chordata; Actinopteri; Labriformes; Labridae
Product: tripartite motif-containing protein 16-like
Exons: 6
Coding region: 353-898 (181 amino acids)
Molecular function (GO): protein binding
Source: RefSeq, a predicted model, not a curated record